This is a messenger RNA of Gryllus bimaculatus (two-spotted cricket), 730 nucleotides long. Lineage: Eukaryota; Metazoa; Arthropoda; Insecta; Orthoptera; Gryllidae. The record is from the annotation of a GenBank genome assembly.
AUGGGGUACAGGCAGUUGGCGGCGGUGACAAAGAUGCUGCAGGACGGCCCGUCUCUUGGGCGGUGGGGUGGGAGCGAGGUUCCCGGAAACGCGCCCCGAUUCAGCUUAAUUGCGCGCGGCGUGGAAGGAAGAGCUACCUGGUGGGUCUUCUGCAUUCCUGGAAGCGCCGCGAAUAGAGCAUUGGUUCGCCUCCGUAAAGAAGUGGAGCACCUCGAUACGGGGGACAGAUUCCAGAAGAAUUCCGGUUCAGAGGAAACUUUGAAAUGUUACGUGAACAGAAUAUGUAAGUUCGCCCUUAGAGAAUCCACUGCAGCAGAUGCUUCAAAUCAGAGGAUUCUCUGCAAUAUAGCGUAGUUACAAAAUAACUAGAAAUUAUUUUAACAUUGUGAAAAAGGAUGUUGCAUAUUUCAAGAUGCCAAACUAAUUUGGGUAAUUUAAAAAAUAUUUUGAGUAAAUUGAAUUUCCGUGUUUACAUUGUAAGUGAUAAUUGUUUUCGUUUUGAGAUUGAAAAGUUGAAGCAUUAAGAAAUUUGAAACUACACUAAAGGAAUUUUAUGUACAUGGUGCAACAGUUUCCGAUUUUUAUAAAUGGUUUUAAAAAGAUUUAAAUGCAUAAAUUUGUGAUUUAGGAAUUUUGUGAACUUUUCAAAAUUGUAUGAAAAUGUGUAUUGUGUAAUAAAAAUAUUGUAAAACAGUGAAGAAAGUUCGUUUACAAUUUUUGUGAAAAAAAA